CAGACACAGCUACACCCACACUCUCACUCUCACUCUCACAAGUCACAAACACACAGUAACCUCCUCCACACACACACCAACGACGACACGCUUCCCCGUCGUUCAAACUCAAAUCUUCCCUCAGACAAACCCCUCUUUCUCACUAAUCACACUAAUUAACACAUCGUAAUCUCUCGUUUACCCGCUAAUCACUCACACACAAAACACUUGCACUUAAAAAUCGUAUAGGAGAAAGUGCUCGCAUAGAUCUCGAUUCUCCGAUCUCGAUGCGGACACGGUCGGUAGUUGCUAUUCUGUUACUCUCCUCGUUAUUGCUGAUGCUCUCUCCAACGGCUUUCCCAAUGCCGUUGCAACCGUCCACCUUCUCGGCCAAGCUGAUUCACCGUUUCUCCCGAGAACUGAACCUAGUUCGCCACCGGUCCCGUUCGGUUCCGGACCGGCGAACCAUUCUCUAUUACCAGAUGCUUCUACAAAGUGAUAAGAUCAGGCUCGGCGCUCGCCAGCUCCUCUUUCCUUCUCGCGGUGCCAAAACGAUGGCACCCGGCAACGACUUCGGCUGGUUGCAUUACACUUGGAUUGAUAUAGGGACACCGAGUAUUUCGUUUUUAGUGGCAUUGGAUGCUGGUAGUGAUCUGUUAUGGGUUCCAUGUGAUUGCAUACAGUGCGCUCCCUUGUCUGCCAGUUACUAUGCCCCUCUGGAUAGAGAUCUGAAUGAGUAUAGUCCUUCUCGUUCAAGAUCCAGCAAGCCUCUGUCUUGCAGCCAUCAGUUAUGUGAUCCGGGUUCAAACUGUAAGAGUUCCAAGCAGCAGUGUCCAUACACAAUCAAUUACGUAUCAGAAAAUACAUCGAGUUCUGGAUUGUUGGUUGAGGACAUAUUGCAUCUUCAAUCAGGAGGUGGUGGUAGUGCUGGCGGAUCUAACACUUCUGUUCAGGCUUCGGUUGUUAUCGGGUGUGGUAUGAAGCAGAGUGGCGGGUAUUUAGAUGGGAUAGCUCCGGAUGGCCUCAUGGGUUUGGGACCUGGGGAGAGUUCAGUUCCAAGUAUUCUUGCAAAAUCAGGACUAAUCCAUGAUUCUUUUUCCUUAUGUUUUAAUUCUGAUGGUUCUGGUCGCAUGUUUUUUGGGGACCAGGGAUCAUCCAUCCAACAACAGUCUACUUCAUUCUUGCCAUUCGAUGGAAUAUAUUCAACCUACAUUAUUGGAGUGGAGACAUGUUGUAUUGGGAAUUCUUGUCUCAAAAUGACAAGUUUUAAAGCACAGGUUGAUAGUGGAACAUCAUUUACAUUUCUUCCUGGGCAUGUGUAUGAAUCCAUAGCAGAGGAGUUUGAUAAAAAGCUAAAUGCCUCAAGAGCUACCUUCAAAGAUACUCCCUGGGAGUAUUGUUAUGCUUCUAGUUCACAAGACUUGCCAAAGAUUCCCACCUUAACACUCAUGUUCCAGCAGAAUAACAGCUUUGUGGUCUAUAAUCCUGUGUUUGUAUUCAAUGUCGAUCAGAAAACAACUGCAUUUUGUUUAGCCAUAGAGCCAGCUGAAGGGGAUAUGGGAACAAUAGGACAGAACUUCAUGACGGGAUAUCGGUUGGUAUUUGAUCAAGAAAACAAGAAGUUAGCAUGGUCACGGUCAAAUUGUAAGGAUCUCAAUCUAGGUAAGGCAAUGCCCCUUUCGCCUCCAAACGAGACAGCCUCGAACCCAUUACCGGCAGAUGAGCAGCAGAGAACUAAGGGGAAUGCGGUUGCCCCAGCUGUUGCCGGAACAGCUCCUCGCAAACCUUCUGGUGCUACGUCUUUGACGAUUUCAUGCCGGCAUCAUUGGCACUGUUAUUUGUUUCUUCUAUUCCAACUUCUAGUAGCCUUCUUAUGAGACCUUCACUUUCUAAUGUAUUUUCAUAUGUAGCAUGUCUAGUGUCUAGAUAGCUUUACAUGUAUAUGUAUAUCCAAAUCUGUUAACAUUUUAUCCUCCUAGCUUUGUAAGUAAGUUAGAUCUCACGCCAUAUAAUGCUGUUAGUUUUCAACAUUACCAGCAUUUAAUUCCUUGCGGCUUGUAAUGGACCAUUUUUUUUUCCUGUUAACCCCCACUGUUCUUGGGGCGAGGUUAUGUAAAUUUAAUUUGCUUCUUGUCCGAAAGAGUAAAGAGUAAAGAGUAAAGACCAGCCUAUUUACAUUCAA
This is a messenger RNA of Arachis duranensis, 2161 nucleotides long. RefSeq names its product aspartic proteinase-like protein 1. Gene Ontology annotation, biological process: proteolysis. Gene Ontology annotation, molecular function: aspartic-type endopeptidase activity. Bases 267 to 1856 code for a protein of 529 amino acids. NCBI's taxonomy places the organism in Eukaryota, Viridiplantae, Streptophyta, Magnoliopsida, Fabales, Fabaceae. The transcript is spliced from 10 exons. The record is from RefSeq and is a predicted model, not a curated record.